CCGCCCGGCGCGCGGCGCUCCGUUCGCUCGGGCAAGAUGGCGUCGGUGUGGGACGAGUCCGAGGACGGCGUGGGCGAGGAGGUGCUCAAGAUGUCCACGGAGGAGAUCGUGCAGCGCACGCGCCUCCUCGACAGCGAGAUCAAGAUCAUGAAGAGUGAAGUGCUGAGAGUGACCCAUGAGCUUCAGGCCAUGAAGGACAAGAUCAAAGAGAACAGCGAGAAGAUCAAAGUGAACAAAACUUUGCCGUACCUUGUGUCCAAUGUCAUUGAGCUGCUGGAUGUUGACCCCAAUGACCAGGAGGAGGAUGGAGCGAACAUUGACCUGGAUUCCCAGCGGAAGGGCAAGUGUGCAGUGAUCAAGACCUCUACUCGCCAGACCUAUUUCCUGCCUGUUAUUGGGCUGGUUGAUGCUGAGAAACUGAAGCCUGGAGACCUAGUGGGAGUGAACAAAGACUCUUACUUGAUCCUGGAGACUCUGCCUACGGAAUAUGAUUCACGGGUGAAAGCCAUGGAGGUGGAUGAGAGGCCCACAGAGCAGUACAGUGACAUCGGGGGGCUGGAUAAACAAAUCCAGGAGCUUGUGGAGGCCAUUGUCCUGCCAAUGAAUCAUAAGGAGAAGUUUGAAAAUUUGGGUAUACAGCCACCCAAAGGAGUGCUGAUGUAUGGACCUCCUGGGACAGGGAAGACGCUUUUAGCUCGAGCGUGUGCUGCCCAGACCAAGGCUACCUUCCUGAAGCUUGCUGGCCCACAGCUCGUGCAGAUGUUCAUUGGUGAUGGCGCUAAGCUGGUACGAGAUGCCUUUGCUUUAGCCAAGGAGAAAGCCCCCUCCAUCAUCUUUAUUGAUGAACUGGAUGCCAUUGGCACCAAAAGGUUUGAUAGUGAGAAGGCUGGUGACCGGGAGGUGCAGAGGACCAUGCUGGAGCUGCUUAAUCAACUGGAUGGUUUCCAACCCAACACACAAGUCAAGGUGAUUGCUGCAACCAACCGGGUUGAUAUCUUGGACCCAGCUCUGCUGCGCUCUGGCCGAUUAGAUCGCAAGAUCGAGUUCCCAAUGCCUAACGAGGAAGCCCGAGCCAGAAUCAUGCAGAUCCAUUCACGCAAAAUGAAUGUCAGUCCUGAUGUGAAUUAUGAGGAACUGGCUCGCUGCACAGAUGAUUUCAAUGGAGCCCAGUGCAAAGCAGUGUGUGUGGAAGCGGGGAUGAUCGCCCUGCGCCGUGGCGCUACAGAGCUCACCCACGAGGACUACAUGGAGGGAAUCCUGGAGGUUCAAGCAAAGAAAAAAGCCAAUCUGCAGUACUAUGCCUGAUCUCUGCCCAGGCACGAGGGUGGCCUUGGCUUUGGUUGAGAGAGGACAAGACUGGACUGUACCACUUACUUUCUGUCUAGAAAAAAUAAAACUUUUUUUUUCCUUCUAAGAACAAAUCCUUGUUGUGUUGGGGCCAUUGCCCUUCCUGUAUCGUCCUGCAACUACAACAGGGAAGGGGAGAACCUCCCUAAUUUGGUGCCCAUCCUGCUGCCUUUGGAGCCUCCUUCUGCUAUAACCGGAUUAACUCCUG
This is a messenger RNA of Nothoprocta perdicaria, 1555 nucleotides long. RefSeq names its product proteasome 26S subunit, ATPase 3 (gene PSMC3). Gene Ontology annotation, cellular component: proteasome regulatory particle, base subcomplex. Gene Ontology annotation, molecular function: ATP hydrolysis activity; proteasome-activating activity; ATP binding. Gene Ontology annotation, biological process: proteasome-mediated ubiquitin-dependent protein catabolic process. The record is from RefSeq and is a predicted model, not a curated record. The transcript is spliced from 12 exons. The coding region runs from base 37 to 1305 and encodes 422 amino acids. NCBI's taxonomy places the organism in Eukaryota, Metazoa, Chordata, Aves, Tinamiformes, Tinamidae.